AAACGCAUGGUCGAAAAAGAGUAGCAUAAAGUAGCUUCAUUGUUUGUAAGUACUCAGUACACACACGAAGCCAAAGCCAAUCCAAUAAACAACACUGUUCAUUAUUAUCAUCAUCUGCACAAAACCCGCAACAACUCUCAGUCAGAGACCCGUGAAUCUUCUUGAAUUCCAAUUCGUUACCACGAAAAAUGAACGUUCCCACGAGAAAACGCCGCAAGAAGAACGAAGAAGGAUCAAGAUCAAUCCAGAAGAAUAAUACUCAGAAGAAAGAACUUAAUAGCAUACUCACUUCGCUCUUGUUCGUUGAUGCAAAAGAGAAAAAGAAGGAAGACAUGCUCGAUGGUUACUACAGCGAGGUGGAAGAAUCCAAUAACCCCAAAAAGAGAAAGAAACUCGCCGGCGCCGGCGGUAAUUCAGUGAGCCACCGGCGAGUUUGGGUGAAGGAGCGUUCCGGAGCGUGGUGGGAGGAGUGUAACAAACCCGAAUUUCCGGAACAAGAGUUCAAAAAGGCGUUCAGAAUGGGAAGGCUCACUUUUGAAGCGAUAUGCCAGGAGCUGAAUUCGGUGAUAGCGAAGGAAGACACGACGCUGAGAACCGCCAUUCCGGUGAAACAAAGGGUGGCGGUUUGUCUGUGGCGGUUGGCCACCGGCGACCCUCUGAGCGUGGUUUCCAGAAGAUUCGGUUUGGGUAUAUCCACUUGCCACAAACUGGUUCUCGAGGUCUGCACUGCCAUAAAGACAGUGCUUAUGCCAAAGUACUUGCAAUGGCCAAAUGUCGUUACCUUAAGGGACAUCAAGGGUGAGUUCGAGAACAUUUCUGGUAUUCCCAACGUUGUGGGGUCCAUGUUCACUUCGCAUGUUCCCAUCAUAGCUCCUAAGAUGAGUGUUUCUGCUUACUUCAACAAGAAACACACUGAGAGGAACCACAAGACUUCGUAUUCGGUUACUGUUCAAGGUGUUGUUGACCAUAGAGGGGUUUUCACUGAUGUGUGCAUUGGGUGGCCAGGUUCAAUGGGUGAUGAUCAGGUUUUGGAAAAAUCAUCGCUUUUUCAUAGGGCUAACAAUGGAGGGAUUAAUCUAAGUGGGGUUUGGGUUGUUGGGGGUUGUGGGUACCCUUUGUUGGAUUGGGUUUUGGUGCCUUAUACACAGCAGAAUCUCACUUGGACUCAGCAUUCUUUCAAUGAGAAGAUUGGAGAGGUUCGGAGGGUUGCUAAGGGUGCGUUUGGGAGGUUGAAAGGAAGGUGGGGGUGCUUGCAAAAGAGGACUGAAGUGAAGCUCCAAGAUUUGCCUCUUGUGCUUGGUGCUUGUUGUGUUUUGCAUAAUAUAUGUGAGUUGAAGAAUGAGGAAAUGGAUCAUGAGUUGUUGAAGAAUAUUGAUGAUGGUGAUGAUGAUUAUGUUGGUGAGGUGAUGGAGCCAGAGGUUGCCAUGAGAUCUGUUAGCUCCUUGAAGGCUAGGGAUGCAAUUGCGCAUAACCUUUUGCACCAUGGACUAGCUGGAACUUCUUUUGUUUGAUUGGAAUUGAAAACUGAAGAUUAAGAUAAUGUAUAAUUAAUUCUUUUGCUUGUUUUUAGUUCUAGACAUAUGAUGAUGGUAUUUAAUCAAGGUAUUCAUCAUUGUUUCUUGAAGGGACUUUGUAACUAAAAGGUAUAUUUGCCCCCUCCGACAAUUAUGUGGUUAAAUGUAAUCGUCGGUGUCAGGUGAUGAUAUUCUAGUUUCUUUAACUAUUUAGGUGAUGAUAUUUAGACAUUCAUAAAUUACAAAUAGUCUAUUACUAUUUUUAA
Messenger RNA from Glycine soja, 1780 nucleotides. Its product is annotated as protein ALP1-like. The transcript has a single exon. The coding region runs from base 189 to 1511 and encodes 440 amino acids. Lineage: Eukaryota; Viridiplantae; Streptophyta; Magnoliopsida; Fabales; Fabaceae. The record is from RefSeq and is a predicted model, not a curated record.